Messenger RNA from Anopheles marshallii, 408 nucleotides. Its product is annotated as respirasome Complex Assembly Factor 1. Gene Ontology annotation, biological process: mitochondrial respirasome assembly. The transcript has 3 exons. Bases 1 to 408 code for a protein of 135 amino acids. Lineage: Eukaryota; Metazoa; Arthropoda; Insecta; Diptera; Culicidae. The record is from RefSeq and is a predicted model, not a curated record.
AUGGUAGUUAAAACAGCCAAUUCCGAUAAAGCAACGAAGACCAAACAGUCUCACAUCGCUUCAGUGUGGAACCGUGCUAUCAAACCCAAUUCGGAGUGGGCUGAAAAGGAUGAUUUUCUGGAUGUAGUAUACUGGGCCCGGCAGGUGCUAAGCAUUCUAAUUGGAAUAGUAAUGGGUCUCAUUCCACUGAAAGGAUUCGUUGCGCUUGCUUUGUUUGCCUUGCUGAACUGUGGUGCCGUUUAUCUGUACAGCACCAGCUUCCAGAACAUUGACGAAGAUGCGUACGGCGGCAUGUGGGAAGUGGUGAAGGAAGGGUUCAUGACAUCUUUCGCGUGCUUUUUGGUCACGUGGAUUAUCUUCUACACCGGCGUCCAUUUCGAUAGCGUUGUAAUAGAGAAGAGUCUCUAG